This is a messenger RNA of Paramecium octaurelia, 7112 nucleotides long. The record is from the annotation of a GenBank genome assembly. NCBI's taxonomy places the organism in Eukaryota, Ciliophora, Oligohymenophorea, Peniculida, Parameciidae.
AUGAAAAAAAAUCCUUCAAAAAACGUAGAAUAUUAUGAGCAAAAGUAGAUAGUCAGGGAUCAAUUGAUUUAAAGAAUAGAGGACAAUAAUAAAUCAUCAAAAACUCCAUAGGAAAUCAUCGUUAAAAUAUUGAAGGAGUGGGACUUAGAAAAACUUAAAUAAAUAAUCAAGAAACUUGGAAUAUGGCCUUGUACAAUAGAUUGUAAACUUUAUUUAUGAUGUUAGAGCAAUUCAUUGAAGAUCUUCUGUAAUAACCUGAAAUAUCAUUUGAAAUAUUAGUUUAUAUGAUCCUCAUAUCUGAUGGGUAUUUCUGUCCACUCUCUCCUUUAACCACUUCUAAUUUCAUCACUGCUUUCCAAUGUGGUUUGUUACAAAACUAUUUUUGUUGUGUAACCCCAGAAAGCUAUCAUAUCUACUUCGAAAUCGGACUGGAGAAGAAGCCUAUAAUUAAAAAAAAAGAAGUAACUUUUACUGUAUAUAUUUAAGUUUUUUGGUUUUCGAACAAUUCAUAGAAUUAAUUUUAUAGCCUUAAGAUUUGAUAGAAGAAUUGAGAAUAUAUUAUCAAGACUCUCUAACUAUCAUCGCAAUUAGAAGUUUAAUCCUUACAGGUAGAAUUUUGGAUAAUUAAAUUUCGAUUCUAGUAUUCAUUAUUAAAAAUAUAGCGACUUCGAUUUAAGGAAAAUAAAAAUACUUUUGUUUGGAAAAACCCUUAUUUUAUUGGAAUGAGGUGGAAGAGUGGGGAGAAUGUCAAUUCAAGUUUGGAUUAAAAGAUCAGUAAUGUAUGAGAUGGAUCCCAACAGGAAUUUAGACUAAAUAAUUAGAUGAGUAGUAAUUAAAAUAAUACUAUUACGAUUAAAAUCUGGAUUAGUGGGUGCGAAAAGAAGACAUCGAGAUUUUUUAGAAGUUUAAAUUGAACAGAGAUUUGUCAAAACAAAACAAACAUAUUUUACAUUAAUAUGCAGACUUUGAGUCAGGAGCGUUGAUAAUUGAUAUCAUGUAAAAACUGCCUGAUUUCAAAAUUCUGAUCACUCAAUAGGAAAGGAAGGUUAUAGCAUCAAAAUAAAAUUCUUUAAUUAUUGGUAGAAGUGGAACAGGGAAAACAACCUGCACUGUUCUUAGAUUAUUUGCAGUUUAGACUCUUUUCAAAAUUAGAUAAAAAUUAUUUAAUCAAGAAAAUGAAAAACUCCUUUUCAAUUAUCAGGAUGUUCCAAAUAAAGUGGGAUUACAUUGCGUAUUUACAACUUAGAACCAUGUAUUGAUAGGAGAAGUCAGAAAGUAUUAUAGAAAAUUGUUGUAACACAUACAAGAUUCUAUCAAGAGGAAUUAAGAGAAAUAGUAAAAUCAAAAACAAAAUACUCCAUUAAGUUUAGAUUAAAGUUUGUAAGAUUUGUUAUUGACUUAGUAUAUCUCAAUCAUUUUAGAUUUGUGAUGAAAUUAAUGAAAGUUCUAUAAGUAUGAUACUCUAGGAAGAAACAUUCUUAUGUGAUGAUUAUGACAAUGAAGAUGAAGAAAUGGAUGAGGAUAAUUAACUAGAGGAUGUUGAUUAACUUGGUUCAUUGCAAUAGAUGUCUGAUGAUAAAUUUCCAGCCUUUUUGAGUCUUAAAAAAUUGAUUUUGUUAAUUGAUUCAUCAUUGAAUAAACCAUUUUUUGAAUUAGACAGAUUCAAAAAGAAUGGUGUAAAAUUAUAAAAAGCAGGUUGGAAUACUGGAAAAACAAUUAAAAUAACUUAGAAACUAAAAACAAAUAAGAAUAUUAAUGUUAUUGAAAUAGAUGAAAAUGCUAAAUUUGAAGAAGAAGAGUUUACAAUGCUAAAUUAACAAGAAGUCAAAGAGGAAAUAGAUGAAACUAAACUACUUUUAUAGAAACAAUAAGAAAAAGCAUAAAAAAGUUAAUAAUAGCAAUAAUAAGAAUCAAAUAUUCAAGUUACAGAAGUUGAUUAUGAGUAUUUCUUAAAGAGAUUUUGGCCAACAAUCAAGAAACCAAAUUAGAAAUAUGGAUGCGAUGAACGAUCAUUCCCAACUCUAAUAUGGACUUAAGUUUACUCUUACAUUAAAGGAUCUUAAUUUUCUUAUUCUUACCCUAUGAAAUAUUUACCCAAAGCUAUCUAUGCUGAAUUUAAUCCUUCUAAUCUAUCGUAAGAUAUCAUAAAUCUCAUUUAUGACUACUUUUUGGAAUAUGAAAAAUGGAAACUCUCUUGUGGAGUAUUUGAUCUAAUGGACUUAGUCAAUUACACCAUAUGUGAAUUAGAUAAGGGAGAAUUUAAAACUGUCCCCAUUCAUUACUUAUUCGUAGACGAAGUAUAAGAUUUACCACAUGCAGUAAUAACUCUAUUUACAAGAUUAAUUGAAUAAGGUUAUUAUUUCUGUGGAGAUACUGCCUAAAAUAUAGUCAAAGGAGUUGGUUUUAGAUUCUAAGAUCUUAAGAAUAUGUUUAAACACGUAGACAAUCCUUUACUUACAGAAUUAGAAUAAUUUCAAUUGACUAUUAAUUUUAGAUCCCAUAAUAACAUUCUGUAGUUGGCAAACAGUAUUGUGAAUCUUAUUGAAUUAUUUUUCCCUAAGGCAAUUGAUAGACUUAAUAAGGAGAUCUCAGAUUUAAAGGGACCUAUGCCCAUGUUAAUUUAAAGCAAUAAUAUUGAUGACCUAUUCAAUUUCUUGACUGGAGAUGUUAAUCCUAACUUAGAUAAACAGGCUGUUCCAAUUGAAUUUGGUUGUAAUCAAGUUGUCUUGGUCAAGGAUUCAGAUGCUAGAGAUAAUAUUCCAUCUGUCUUAGCCCAUGCAUUAAUCUUAACAAUCUAUGAAUCCAAGGGUCUUGAAUUUGAAGAUGUUAUUUUAUAUAAUUUCUUUACUGAUAAUACAAUUUUGCAGUCUUAAUGGGAUCUAUUUAAUUAAUUGUUUAUUGAUGAAGUUGAAGUGGAUAGAGAUGAAUAUAAUUAUAAAUUGACAAGUAAGUAUUUAGUUGUUAUUUAGGACAUGAGUAAUAAAAUACUAGUUCUGAAGAACUCUAAGAUAAUAAUGCAUCAUUCUCAACAUAAAAUGAAUAAGGAAAUAUUUUAGUCAAGAAAUUAAGAUUAAAGCCCAGCAUCAAAUCAUUAGAUCUGAAUAAUUAUAAUGCCUUGUGUAAUGAGUUGAAAUAUUUAUACGUGGCUGCAACCAGAGCCAAAAAUAGAUUAAUUAUAUUUGAUGAUUAACCAGAAAAGAGAAAUUAAAUAUAGAAUCUAUGGCAGUCUUUGAAUUUAAUCUAAAUAUUAGAUGAAUCCUAUUUCUAAAAUGCCAAAGAAUUGAAUAAAAUUGUGACUCAAAAUACAAAAGAAGAAUGGUAUGCAACUGGAAUGAAAAUGUUUGCCAAUAAAUAUUAUGAUCAAGCAAUCAAAUGCUUUGAAAUGGCUGGACACUAAUAACUUUUUACUAAAUCUUAGGCAUAUGCUUUUGCAUUUAGAGCAGAAAAAUAAUUAUUGUAAAGUCAGAACUUUUUUGAACUUAGUGAAGACACUCAUUUACCUUAAAAUUUAAGGAGAUAAUAUAAGGAAAAAUAUGAAAAAUCUAAGCAUGAAAUGUUUAAUAACUUCAAUAAAGCUGGUGAAAAAUUCAUAGAAUGCAAAAAUAAGAAGAAUGCAGCAGCCUGUUUCUUUUCAGGUUAAUAAUAUCAACUUUCAUUAAUUUACUAUCUUUAAACUAAAUGUUGGGAAGAAGCUGCAGAAGUAGCACUUAAGUUAAAGCUCUAUCCUGUAGCUGGAUUAUUAUGGUUAAGGGCCUACAAAAUUGAUCAAAGUAUUGAGGCCUUCAAUUAGUUCAAAAAUAAUCUAAUUACUUUGCAUUUGCUUUGUGAAUUCAAAUAUGAAUUAGGAAAUGAUUUGAAGAAUCUAUGGGAAAUUCUAUUACCCAAAGUGUUACAAGAGUGUUGGUUACAAUAUAGCAAGACAAAAGAUGCAAUUUAUAUUGAAAGAAAUAAUUAUUCUGGCCAAAAAUUAGAUUUUUCUAUUUUAACAUAGCACACUGAUUUUCAAACUGAUUUCGCUUCUGAAUUACUUAUUAUUGAGGCAUCAGCUUAAAAUGUUUAUACUUAAGAGGAAAUGUACAAGACGCUUUACAAUUACCUCUAUAAUUUUCUAGAUGAAUUACUUGUAGUCCUUUCAAAAGUGUUUAUUAACUAUCCUUUGCAAGCAAUGAAAGAAAGUAUGUUGUCUAAAUCAGAUGAAUUUUUAUAAAAUCAAACUGCAUUCAUUCAAAAUGUUCUAGAAUAUUUUGAUAUUCAGGAUUUGCAACUCUUUAUGCUUGAAAGAACAAAUUGUAAGGAUAGAGAUAAUUAUUUUAUUUCCUGCCUUUAUUAUAUCUCCCCCUUAUAUUAACCAUGCUUCUCAUUAAAUUUCAUAUUCUAAAAUUACGGGAGAUUAAAUAAAGCGGAUUAAAAAAAAAUAGAGAACUCUCAUAAAUAAACUCUUGAGAAAUCAGAAUAGAAGUUAAAUACCUUUAAAUUUUCAAAUUCUAACAAACUACUCAUGAACUAUUCUUUAUGCUAAUUAGGAUUAUAUGAAGUCGCUAUUCAUUUUUUUUAGAAACAUAUUAGUUCAUUAGAACAAGCUGAAGAAAAAUAAAUGACCCAAAGCAAAAUAAAAGUUUAUAUGUCAAACUUGAGGUCUACAUUACAACUUUUAUAGUAACAUAAAUCAUUGUUAUUAACCUUUACAGAGGAUGAUAAACUUUAGAGCCACGAGCUAUUCAUUAAAGGAAGAAAAUUUAUUUAAGUUAUGCUGGGAUUUUAUUAUUCUAACAAUUAGGAUCUUAAGAAACUUAGAAAUUUGUAAAAUGACUAUAUGGCUCAAUAUAUUGAUCAAUUAGAAUAAGCUAAAAUUAUGAAAUAAAAUUUUGAUGGUUAUCUUAAAUUUUUAUUAAGUCACAGAGCCUUUUAGAUACAUUAGUGUAUAAUUUUAUCCUUUGUAGCUGAUUAAGAUGAAAAAAUUUUGAAUUCACUCUAUGACUUGCAGUAUUAAGAAUUUUAAUUGUUUUUGAUUGAACUUUAAAAAGUAGUCGAUCUAUUCAAAUACAAUAGAUAUACUUAUUUAUAUAAUGACACAUUUCAGAGUAUUUGUGCUAUUUACUAAUUAUCUGUACCAACAUCAGAAGAAUUCUAAUUCUUAGGAUAAUCAUAUAUUAUUGUUCAUAAAUCCUCAUUGAUUUUUUCAACUUUAGCCAAUAAUUAUAAAUAAUAAUAAUUUUAGGCUUUUUAAUUUGAUCUCAAAGGUGAAUUGUUUUUAUUUUCAUCCUAUUUUGUUGUAAAAACAAUACAACGAAUUUUUAAGGAUUUCCUAAAGACUUAUGUACAUAAGUAUUGUAUGAGAAAAACUGCAUCUAACAAUAAUGUACCAUUUCUAAUUUAAAUUUAUUCGUUCUGCGCUAUUAAAAAUUAGAAAUCUGAAAAUAAAAUAUCGAAUAAGUACUUAGAUUAAACCUAUGCAGAUUAAAACUUAUUAAACUGCUUAGAAUAUUAAUUGUCAGAUUAAAUAUUCAAUAUCUGGUAUCAAAUACCUAAAAUUGAAAAUCCUUUGAAUAGAUAAAUGUAUGCAAUUCUGACAAAUAAGUCUUUCGCUAAGGUCUUAACUGAUCAAACCAAGGAAGAAUUACACAUUCAUUUAUUGACUGGUAUCCAUGCUUUAAAUAUUGCUUAUUAUUACCAUGUUUCAUUAGAGUUUAUUGAGAAUCUUAUUUACGCUCGUAGGUAGUUAGAACAUUAAGAGAAAAUAAAAAAUUAUUUAAUCGUCGAUUUAAACCCAUUUCUAACUUAAUUUUAACUCAAAGGUUAUUAGAGUUAUAUUUACUAUUUGUUACGUAGUCAAAUUUGCAUGUCCAUGAAAAAUAUAGCCUCAUACAUAGAAUACCACACUUUAUUGUCCUCUAUAAGUUUUUCAGAAUAAAUUUAUAGAGAUCUAACAUUCUGUACUUUAAUUUACAUAGUAUGCAAAAGAUCUCAUUAGGAAUUUAUGAGAAAACUGUAAGAAUUGGAGGAUGAUGCAAAAUAGGUCAAAGAAUAUGAAGGAUCUUUAUAAAUGGAAUAAUAAAUAAUUGAUGAAAUCAUAGAGUUAAGAACCUUUAGAGAUUUUAAGUAAUAAACUAUGAACUUAAUAUUACCAAAAAAGUCUAUCACCUUCUUAUAAACACUAAAGUGCUAAAAAGUUUAGAUAGAUGAAUAAUUUGAUGAUUCCCCUGUUUAAAGGUUCUUGUAGAUAUUAAUUGAUUUAUCUAAAACAGGAGAUGAACAACCAUUAUUUUUGUUGGCUGCAAUUUUAAUCAAUGUGGAGACAGUCAACAUAGAAGUUUAGAUGGCCUUGGAAGCUGAAUUAAUAGAAUAAAUUCCUUAAAAACGCCGAAAAAUAAUUGAAGAUUUAUUGGAAAUUGCAAAUGAAGAAUUUGAAAAUAGACAUGAUUUAGUCUUAAAGUUGAUCAAAAAAGGACAAAGUGUAUUCUCAAAGUUAACUGAGAUAGUAGUCACUUAUAACAAUAUUUCAAUGAAAACAUUUAAUAAUUUUUAUGAAGAUGCGCUUAAAGAUAAAUUAUCGACUGAAUAAAUCAAUCAUGACAUAAAAACUCAACUUGAAUAGUAAGAGAGGAAAAAGUUUAAAAGCUUGUAUGUUGGAAUGAGGUUCACUACUUAUUAACCUCUAUUAAAUGAGAGGAUGGGAUUUAAUGAUUCGUUACUAAAGAUAGGAGGAUCUUCAUAAAUUUACGAUGAAGUAAAUAUUUUACGAAGGUAUUUAAUUAUGUAAUUGUAGUAAAUUAAUUGAAAUUUUGUACACAAAAUAAUUAUAAAAACCUGUGCAUUUUAAUUCAAUUAGAGAAGAGUUGAAAAGACUUGCUAAACUAGAAAGGGAGCUAGACGAUGAAUUUGUUGAAAACUCUUUAUAAAGAGGAUAUGGAAAAAUUUACAACAGAUAAUUUGUAUUAGAACUUGAAGAAUUUGAUGAACAGAUAGAGAAUUGGAUUCAGGAAAACAGUUAGUUAUCUAAUAAAUUCCAAAAUAUUGAAAAUCAAAUAAAUAAAAAUGUUCAAAAAUAAACGAUUGCAAUGUGUUUAAUUUAAAAGAAAACCAAUAAAAAAAAAACUUAUUAAAGAUGGUGA